Armigeres subalbatus is the source of this 882-nucleotide messenger RNA. RefSeq names its product brachyurin-like. Lineage: Eukaryota; Metazoa; Arthropoda; Insecta; Diptera; Culicidae. The coding region runs from base 1 to 882 and encodes 293 amino acids. The record is from RefSeq and is a predicted model, not a curated record. The transcript has a single exon. Gene Ontology annotation, biological process: proteolysis. Gene Ontology annotation, molecular function: serine-type endopeptidase activity.
AUGAAAAUUCUAGUGCUGUUGAUUGGAGCGCUGGCCGUAGCCAGUGCCGAGUGGAUCGAGAUCGAUUGGUCCCAGGUACGUCCGAUCGAAGAAUUCGAUCACUACUGGGCCCGUCUGCCUGCUGAGCUGCAAUAUCUACGUAAAAUGAUGCCGGAAACCCGCAUUACCAAUGGACAACAAGCUACUCCCGGCCAGUUCCCGUACCAGAUUGCGCUUCUCAGCACCUUCAGCGCCGGAACCGGUUUGUGCGGCGGUACAGUUUUGACCAACAACUUCAUUCUGACUGCUGCUCACUGCGUUCAGAAUGCCCAGGGAGGUACCGCCAUUAUGGGAGCUCACAACCGUCUUCAGACCGAAGCCAGCCAGCAGCGUAUUGCAUUCUCCUCGGGUGGAAUCAACAUCCAUCCCGGAUACACAUCAACCAACAUCCGUAACGACAUUGCCACCGUUCGCCUGAACAGUGCUAUCACCUUUAACGACCGCGUCCGUCCAGCUCGCCUCCCUGCUGCUGCAGAUAGCCGCACCUUUGCUGGCUGGACCGGUACUGUAUCUGGCUUUGGCCGUACUUCGGAUGCUAGCCAGGCCACGUCCGCUGUAGUGAUGUUCACCAGCAACCCCAUAAUGACCCAAGCUGACUGCCUUUCCAGUUGGGGUGGAAACACCAACAUAAUCCAGGCCCAAAACAUUUGCUUGUCCGGUGCUGGCGGUCGCUCUUCCUGCAACGGUGAUUCGGGUGGCCCACUGACUGUCCAGGAUAGCGGAAGUUUGCAGGUCGGUAUUGUGUCGUUCGGAUCCGCUGCCGGAUGCUCGAUCGGAAUGCCGUCCGUGUAUGUCCGCGUGACCUUCUUCCGAACCUGGAUUAUCAAUAAUUCGGACUUGUGA